Messenger RNA from Yamadazyma jaroonii, 1860 nucleotides. NCBI's taxonomy places the organism in Eukaryota, Fungi, Ascomycota, Pichiomycetes, Serinales, Debaryomycetaceae. The record is from the annotation of a GenBank genome assembly.
ACAACCACCAUUACUACUGGUACCGUCCCAACCACCUACACAACCCUCAUCACCACAGGUUCUGUGCCAACUAGCGAGGUUGUUGUAGAAUUUCCACCUUUAUCAACAACCACCAUUACUACUGGUACCGUCCCAACCACCUACACAACCCUCAUCACCACAGGUUCUGUGCCAACUAGCGAAGUUGUUGUAGAAUUUCCACCUUUAUCAACAACUACCAUUACAAGUGGUUCAGUUCCAACUGGUUACUUGACUACAAUCACUACUGGUUCAGUUCCUGUUACUGAAUAUGUUACUAUCACUCCAACUCCAAACAUUCCAACCACCACUAUCACCAGUGGUUCAGUACCUACCGGUUACUUAACUACUAUUACUACUGGUUCAGUUCCUGUUACUGAGUACGUAACCAUUACCCCUACUCCAGAUAUUUCAACAAGUACUAUUACCAGCGGAUCAGUACCUACUGGUUAUUUUACUACUAUUUCUACUGGUUCAGUUCCUGUUACUGAGUAUGUUACUGUAACCCCAACUCCAAACAUUCCAACUACCACCCUCACUAGUGGCUCAGUUCCUACCGGUUAUUUUACUACCAUCACCACCGGUUCAGUUCCAGUUACUGAGUAUGUCACCAUCACUCCUACUCCAGAUGUUUCAACUACUACCAUCACUAGUGGUUCAGUACCUACUGGUUACUUGACUACUAUUACUACUGGUUCAGUUCCUGUUACUGAAUAUGUUACUGUCACUCCUACUCCAGACAUUCCAACUACAACUAUCACCAGUGGUUCAGUCCCAACUAGUUAUUUGACUACUAUUACUACUGGUUCUGUCCCAGUUACUGGGUACGUCACCAUUACUCCAACUCCAAACAUUCCAACUACAACCAUUACAAGUGGUUCAGUACCUACCGGUUACUUGACUACUAUUUCUACGGGUUCAGUUCCUGUCACCGAGUACGUUACUAUAACUCCAACUCCAAACAUUCCAACCACCACUAUCACCAGUGGUUCAGUACCUACUGGUUAUUUUACUACCAUCACUACUGGUUCAGUUCCUGUUACUGAAUAUGUUACUGUCACUCCAACUCCUGAUAUCCCAACUACAACCAUCACUAGUGGUUCAGUUCCUACCGGUUAUUUUACUACCAUCACCACCGGUUCAGUUCCAGUUACUGAGUAUGUCACCAUCACUCCUACACCAGAUGUUUCAACUACCACCCUCACUAGUGGCUCAGUUCCUACCGGUUAUUUUACUACUAUCACCACCGGUUCAGUACCAGUCACUGAGUAUGUUACCGUGACCCCUACUCCAAAUAUUCCAACUACUACUAUUCCUGGUAGAUUCCCAACAACUUACUUAACCACCAUCACCACCGGUUCAGUACCUCUUACUGAAUACGUCGUUGUCACUCCAACUCCUUGGUCUAAUACCACUUCAGAAGUCCCUCCAAGUCCAGUCACUGACACAACUAUGAUUACCUCAACCGCUACCCCACCUUCAGGUCCAGUCACAACCACCGAAACCGCUACCACUGUUGUUACCAUUCCAUGUGAUGUUUGUGAAGGUGGCGUCUCCACGUCAACCAAAACAACAGUUACUACUAAGACUUUGCCAUGUGAUCAAUGUGAAGGUACUAAUACUGAUGGUGGAAACCCUCAAGUUACUCCUCAAUCGAGUCCUACCAAAGUCCCAGGUUCUGGUUCUGGUUCUGGUUCUGGUUCACCAGGUUCUGAUAACUCUGGAACCACUUCACCUGUUGUUUCUGCUCCAGUCAGUACUUAUGAAGUCUUAGAGGGUGGUGCUUCUUCAAAAGCUGUCACAUCUUUAUUACUUGUUCUUUCAAGUUUCUUAUGGUUUGCU